UUGUGAUAGGGUUAGUAAUAAAUUUAUGUGCCGGCCCAGUGGGCCAAUCCUCGAGCAUAGUUCUAUUUCUCCAACAACAGAAAAAUUAACGUCGUCAGUAACGAAAUCGAAAAUCCCAGAAGAGGCAAAGAAAGAAAUGAGUGUGUUUGGGGGAGACAGUUGGGCAAGAGAAGCACAAUACAGGAAGCGAAGGUUGGAUGAUCUUGCAAUACAAGGCCUCGAAGGCUCUUCUUACAAGAAGCUUUCCAGCGGCAAAUACGCAUGUCUUGUCUGUCCUCACAAUCCCGUUCUUGAUUCCCCUCUCAUGCUCUCUAUGCACUGCAAGGGAUCACGCCAUCUUGCUGCAGAGUCCAGGCUGAAGGAAAGAGAAUCUAUGAGAAAAGACGAGAUAAAUAAGAGAUUGGCAUUAUCAGACUCUUCUGUUGGCUUUGCUGACUACACUAGCUUAAACGAAAAAGUUAGGUUAGCAUGUAGUAGUAAACCAUUAAUUGAACAGACAAGGAAGGCUGCUUCUGAGGUACUAUGCAAUAAACCUCCCCGGCAAAAUUCUGGAAACCAAAGUUGUGAUGUGAAAUUGAGCAAGGGACAGGUUCCUGAUGUGAAAACUCUCUCAUGUCCUUUAGUUGAAGGAUCUAGUGGGUUAUUGAUACAGCAUCAAUUGGAUUUCCGAAAGCAUAGAGAGCGAGAACUCAAGUUUAUAGAAGCAGGUUGGAAGCGAGAUUGUCAUGGAAAAUGGUUCAAGGAUGAAAAUGUUGAGUUUGACUCUGAUGAAGAAGAUCCAAAUGUAUGUCUUGUUUAAGUAAAUUUCAACAAGGAUUUUCUUGGAAGACUCUUGAUAGAUAUUUGAUAGCUCAAGAUCAUUGACCAUGGUUUGGACUUAAAGGUAACUUGACGCGCAUAGUGAUUGCUUUCUUUGGUUUUCCAAGAACCGUAGAUAAAGCAAUGUUUCUUCUUUCUUGAUGGUAUUGGAUGGCUGAAGAUGGAGGUUGAUCUACAUUCACAAUCAAGCAGUGGAACAAGUAGAUUAGAUUUUUGAGUUGUGGCUUCAAUCAUGUAGAUUUAUGGUUGAUUAGGUCAGAAGCUUAGAUGUUCAACUGCUAACAAUAUUAAAACUAAAAUCUGUUUCAGAGCUGAAUUAUUCAUGUGCAUUUUAUCCAUUACAGUUAGCAAA
Molecule: messenger RNA, 1171 nt
Organism: Hevea brasiliensis (rubber tree)
Lineage: Eukaryota; Viridiplantae; Streptophyta; Magnoliopsida; Malpighiales; Euphorbiaceae
Exons: 3
Coding region: 26-799 (257 amino acids)
Biological process (GO): RNA splicing
Cellular component (GO): nucleus
Source: RefSeq, a predicted model, not a curated record